GUAUCCGAAGCACGCAAAGCAAGAGCAGGGGUGCCGGGAUGGCUUGUUAGCUGACUAGGGCGGAUUCAGACGACCAGUGCACGAUGAGCGCAGCUCUUGCCAACUCAAAGCCUUGCAUAUUUUGUUUGCACAUUAAUAUAUUUAGUGCCAUACUCGCUGUUUAUUCCUAAUUUCCUUAGCAUUGCCGCUUUCGCGCUCUUUCCUCCUCUUCGUCUAGGAGUCCGCCCAGCAUGUCUGGGUUGGCACAUGCACCAUGAAAGGUCAUAGCAAUUAACCAGGAGACCAAAGCUUUGUUGGAUCCACGCCCGAAAUUUUGAGCGAAAGAAUGGCUCAGGUGGACGUGCCCACGCUUCUGUCUCGCCUGGGCGAGUCUGUUGCUCGGAAUGCGGGCAUUCCUGAUGCAGAAAUAGCUGCUCGGCGGUCCUACACACUAAGAAUGAUGGUGGGGAUCAUGGGGGGCUCUGCCUACGCCCGGAGUGCGCUGGAGAGCGGUGGCGACUACAUGGCGCUCGCCACCGGGUUCGUCAAGGAGCUGGAGGCAAACGGCGCUCCACGGGACAGGAUCAAGCUCGUCCAGGAGUGCUGUAGCCGGCUGACAGCGGCCGGGGGCAAGCCGGGCCUCUCACCGCACGCAGCCACGGCGCUGCUGGUGCUGCUGCGGCGGCUCAACGGCUCCCUGGGUACGCGCGCGCCACCGCCGAUCAGCCUCACAAAGGCAGUGCAGCUGGGCGGUCUGCCGGCCGUCUACCCGGCGCUGCCCCAGCGCCCUGGCUCCCGCCAAAACUUAGAUUCCGUGUCUCGGCCCAUGUCCGCUGUGUCGUACGCGGGCUCGCUGCCCCCGGGCCAGCACGCGGCGCGGCCCACCAGCGUGCUGACGCCCUCGGAGCAAGGUGAAGACCCCUCGCAGCUGCUGUCCGCGGAGAUGAGCCGUGCGUCGCUGUUGAAUUCCACCACCGGCGACCUCGUCAGCGACUUCUACUUUGCCCGGGGCGCCGGCGCGGGGGGCCGUGCCGAGCCCGCGACCAUCCCGGCCACGUCAGAGCCGUCGCUGGUGCGGGACGUGCUGUACGCGGCGCAGGGCGUGUCGGGCCGGGCUGUGGGCUGGGUGGAGGCGGGGGGCGACGACGUGGGGUCGGGGUUCCGCCCCGACCAGGGCCGCGCCGAGGGGCUGGGCGUGGCGCGGACCAUGCUGCUGGAGCGGCUCACCGAGCUGGGCUGGCUGUUCAGGCACGUGCGGCGGCAUGUGGAGGAUAGCAGCGCCGAGGAGGGCGCCGUGCGGCAGGCACUGGGCGCGGCGCUGGCAGACGAGCUGGGCGAUUUCUUUCGGCUCCUGGCGCUGCUGGAGGCGCAGGCGGCGCUACCGCUGCCCACACCAGGCGACACCGCUGCUGCCGAGGACCAGUACCUCACGCUGCGGCGGCUGCUGUGCUGGCUGGCAGAGCCCACUCGCCGCAUGCGGCUGCUCGCCACCGUGGCUGACGCGGGCGAGGGGCUGGGCGGCGGCGCGCUGGCAGGCGCCGUGUACGAGUUCAGCCGCCACGGAGACCCCUUCGUGGCGGCGAACGCCGCCAAGCUGCUGCAGCAGGUUUGCGUGCCGCUGUACGGCAUGAUCCGGCGCUGGGUGCUGGAAGGCAGCCUGGCGGACCCACACGGCGAGUUCUUCAUCGUGCAGCACGCCGCCGCGACCGCCGUCAACGCCGCGCUGCGCGAGGCCGUGGGCGCGGCGGGCGCGGCGGCUCUGGCGCCGCCCAUGCUGGACCUGUGGCGCCAGAGCUACGGGCUGGAUGAGACGCGGCUGCCGCCGUUCAUCGGAGCCUCGCUGGCGCAGCGCAUCCUGCGCGCAGGCAAAGCCAUCCACUACCUAAAGCAGGCCUGCGGCGACGCGGGCUGGGUGCAGCAGCGCGCGGAGGAGUGCGCACGCUCGCCGCCCGCUGCAGCCUACGCAGCCGGCUCUGGCGAGCUGGCAAGCCUUGACGCGCUGGUGUCGGAGGCGGUGCGCUCCGUUGACGCCCGACUGCUGGAUGUCAUCUGGCGCCGCCACCGGCUGCGCGCACACUUCGCCGCCAUCCGCCGCUUCCUGCUGCUGGGGCAGGGCGACUGGGUCACCGCCUUCAUAGACCUGGCCCAGCGCGAGCUGGACAAGGGCGCGGGCGACGUGAGCGAGGUGCAGCUGAACAGCUGCCUGCGCCAGGCGUUUACUGCGACCAACGUCGUCGGGGGCAGCAGUGGCGCGGUGGGCGGAGGCGCCGGCCGCGGCGCGCUGGCCACGCUGUCGGGCUCGGGCGUUGGAGGCGAGGAGGACAGCGAGGAUGACAGCGGCGUGGUGACCCUGCUGGCGGAGAAGCUACGAGUCAAAAAGGAGCGCGCGGCAGGAGCCGGCGAGGUGGGCUGGGACGUGUUCAGCCUCACCUACAACCCGGCCGCCGGCCUGCCUGCGUCCAUGCUGGGUGCCGGCGCCGGCGCCGGCCCGCAGCCCACGCCCGCGCCCACCUCGGGCGGCCCGCUGUCGGCGCUGUUCACGGCGCAGGCCAUGCUGUCGUACGGCCGGCUGGCCAAGCUGCUGUGGCGCAUGAAGCGGUCGGAGCACGCGCUGUCGGCCACGUGGGGCGCGGCGGCGUGCGGGCUGCAGCGCACGGUGGACAAGAUGGGCCGGGACGGCGCUCUGGCCCAGCCGGUGCUGGCGCAGCUGCUGCGGCUGAGGGCCGAGAUGAGCCACUUCGCCACCAACCUGCAGUACUACAUCCAGUUUGAGGUCAUGGAGGCCUGCUGGCAGGAGUUCUACACGCGCGCCGCCUCCUGUGCCGACCUGGACUCCCUCAUCACCGCACACGAGGAGCACUUGGCCAAGCUGCUGCGCAAGGCGCUUCUGGAGGGCGGAGGCGGAGGAGGCGCGGGCGGGGCCGGCGAGCCGGGGCCCAGCGCCGCCGCGCUGCGUCGCGCGCUGCAGGACGCCCUGGCCAACAUGGUGGGCCUGCGCGCGGUGGCGGCGCGGCUGGAGGAGGCGGUGGAGGGCGGCGCGCGCAAGCUGCAGACGCGCACCGCCGCGGCGCGGCAGCGGGUUGCGCGCGGCGGCUGGGGCGUGCAGGCGCCGGCGGCGGGUGCCGGCGAGGAGCCGGUGAUUGACACGAGGGUGCUGCGGGACAUCCGGCGCACGCUGAGUGACCUGGCGGCGCAGCACCAGCGGGCGGUGGGCGAGUUCACCGAGAACCUGCCGGAAGAGGCCCAGGACGACGUGCGCUUCCUGCUGGCGCGGCUGGACUUCAGCGCCAAGGGCGUGCAGGCGGGGCCCGCAGCAGCCGCAGGCGGCGCCGGCGGCUUCGGCGGAGGUGGUCCCUUGGCGCUCGCAGGCGCGGUCCGCGUGUGAGGGACAUCGACAUGUGGAGGCGGAUGGGCUGAUGGUAGUUGGUAGUUGGUGUGGAGGUCGGCGGCUGUGUGGGAAGGGUUGCAACGGCGUGGAGGGCUGCACGGGCCUAAGUAGCGCGGAGAAGUGUUGCAAGCAAGCUGCAAGAUGGCCUAGACGGCCAGGAUCUGAAGGGCAUGCACGUUCGCCUGUCCACAGCAUAACACCAAGGUGCCUGCCUUGCUGGUCAUGCGGCAGGGUGCCAUGCUGGUGACGUGUUAGGUAGAUGGGUUCCUGAUGGAAGCGUUUCUGACGCGCAAGCUGCGCGUGGUGCGCUUUGGCUGCGUGCGCACACAUAGUGUCCAUGCUGAAGUGAUGCCCUGAUUGCCCUGCGCCCUGCUGGUCACGCUCCGUGUGCAAGGAUAGGUGGUGACAGGCUCCACAAUAGGCUGCUCGUGAUGGAACAUGGCAAGGGGCAGGAAAGCGUAGUCCCGAUGUGUGUGGCUCCCACCCGUGCCCACAUAAAUGCGUAGCAAGAAGGGACAAGGCAUUGGUGCGUCGUUCGCGCGCUGUUACUGUACCGACGGUAGCUGGCAGGUUGUGUCGAUGUUUUGCUGACGCGCAUUCCUCACGCUCCGGGCGCCCGGCCAAGGCGAUAGCACCACACAGACUCAAUGCGACGCCACACCGCGCGGAUAGCAUAGCCGAUGCGCACCUGCAGGCAGUCGACCGGCGUCCACGGAUGAGCUCCACAAUAGGCUGCACGACUGCAGGGCACUUGAAUCUUGCGAGCCAAGCGAGCCAUGGGUGGGCUCGUGAGCAGCUGGGGAGCCACGUGGGAGGUUUCGAAUAACCAUUACGUCCGUCCCCGCUGUUUAUCGUAUGGUGCCGUACGUAUCAUUCUUGCCAUGAGCCGCGCUUGCAGCUGGCCUGCUGCGCCUGGCAGCGUGCCUCCCUACCGUGGGGGCGAUUCAAUGUAAGAAGCCACGCCA
Messenger RNA from Chlamydomonas reinhardtii, 4332 nucleotides. RefSeq lists its product as uncharacterized. Gene Ontology annotation, cellular component: gamma-tubulin small complex; spindle pole; equatorial microtubule organizing center. Gene Ontology annotation, biological process: spindle assembly; meiotic cell cycle; mitotic cell cycle. The transcript is spliced from 20 exons. Lineage: Eukaryota; Viridiplantae; Chlorophyta; Chlorophyceae; Chlamydomonadales; Chlamydomonadaceae. The record is from RefSeq and is a predicted model, not a curated record. Bases 326 to 3364 code for a protein of 1012 amino acids. Gene Ontology annotation, molecular function: microtubule minus-end binding; gamma-tubulin binding.